AUGAUGCAAAAAAGCACCCGAGCCGGCGUUUCCACAUUGUGGAUUACCCACCAAUUCCAGUUGUAGUGGAACUGCAGUUGACCCGGGUCUGUUGCAUACAAAUGUCAGCAUGGCGUUCCAUUGGUGCGACAACAACCUGCAUACCACGGUAUUCACGCCACGCGACUUUCAAGUGGAGCUUCUGGCGUCCGCCUUUGAGCGCAACACCAUCAUCUGCUUGGGCCAUAGAAGCUCUAAGGAGUUUAUAGCACUAAAGCUUUUGCAGGAGCUCUCCAGACCAGGACGUCGGAAUGGUAAGGUGAGCGUGUACUUAAGCUCUCAGAUUGAUGCUGAGGCCACGUCCAUGUACACGAUGCUCACACACCUCACUGAUCUCAAAGUGUGGCAGGAGCAGCCGGAUCAGCAUGUGCCGUCCAAUCAUUGCUGGGCCGACUACCAUGUCAGCAUACACAAACCAAGCACCUUCCUGUCGUUGCUGCAAGCUGGGGAUCUGCUUCUAAGCAGUAUUCAACUUAUUGUGCUGGAGGAUUGUCAUGACAGCUCUGUGUAUCGCAGCAUUUUGCCCAUUUUUGAGGAAUUUAUUCUGCCUGCAGAGCCAUCCGAUAGACCUCGAAUAUUGGGCCUAGCCGGCCCUUUGCAUAGCGCCGACUGCGAAUUGGAGGAACUGAAUGCCAUGCUAGAUACAUUGGAACAGCAAAUGUUGUGUCGCAUUGAGACGGCCAGUGACAUUGUCACGGUGCUGAGGUACUGUGCCAAGCCGCAUGAGUAUAUUGUGCAGUGUGCGCCCUUCGAGAUGGAUCAGCUUUCUCGCGUGAUAGUCGAUAUUCUUACUACACAUAAAUCGUUCUUAGGUGAUCAUCGUUAUGAUCCCUUUGAGAUCUAUGGUACCGAUCAGUUUAUGGAGGACCUAAAGGAUAUUCCGGAUCCGAAGUUGGACCCGAUGAAUGUGCUGGACGGCCUGCUUGCUGUGCUCCAUGAAAUGGGACCCUGGUGCACGCAACGGGCCGCUCUUCAUUUCUACCAACGCAACGAAAAGCUCAAGGUCAAGACUCCACACGAACGCCACUAUUUGCUCUUCUGCCUGGUGAACACAGCGCUUGUAGAAAUCAAUGCCCUCUGCGAGCAAACAUUCCAAAAGCAAGUCAUCGAAGAUCCUCUUGGCACCAUUGAGCGCUACUCAAGCCCUAAGGUGCGACGACUGCUGCGAGUGCUCCGCUGCUUUAAGCCAGCUGAAGCCCACACCCAGACGGAUGGCUUGCGUAGGAUGCGCCACCAGGUGGACCAAGCGGACUUUAAUAAACUAUCUCAUGCUCUGAAAGCCAAGUGUCAAGUGAUUGAACAGCUUGAUGAACAGCAUGGGACUACGCGUUCUAUAGUUAAUCAUCUGCUGCAUCUGAUCCAACCAACAGAUAAGGAACAACCGAAAACAAGUACCGAAGGGGCAGUUCCAGUAACUGCACCACUGCCCACAACAAAAUCCAAAUCCAACGCACAGCCACACACUAGAAGGCGGGCGCACACACGGCGGCACAAUCGGCACCAGCACGAUGCAAGCGAGACCCUUUGCGCACUUAUCUAUUGCAAUGAAAACCACACGGCACGCGUACUGUUCGAACUCCUUGCGGAGUUGAGCAGACGCGACCCGGAUCUCAAGUUCCUGCGCUGCCAGUACACCACGGAUCGCGUGGCUGAUCCCGCGACGGAGCCAAAAGAGGCUGAACAGGAGCACAGGCGGCAAGAAGACGUGCUCAAACGCUUCCGAAUGCACGAUUGCAAUGUGCUAAUUGGCACCUCGGUGCUGGAGGAGGGCAUUGAUGUGCCCAAGUGCAAUCUGGUGGUGCGUUGGGAUCCACCCACUACCUACCGCAGUUAUGUGCAAUGCAAGGGACGAGCGCGAGCCGCACCCGCCUACCACAUAAUGCUUGUGGCACCCAGCUAUGAUCCUACUGCAGCGGCGACUGAUGAUCCAGUGCAGCUAACCGAUCAAAGUCAUCGAUUUAUAUGUGCCACGAUUAGUGAUACUGCUGAGCAGGAGGAGAGUGACUCGGAUGACUCGGCAUUGCCCAAUUCCCUGGCCUCAGAUCCUUAUACUUUCGGCACAGCUCGUGGCACGGUCAAAAUACUUAACCCGGAGGUGUUUAGCAAUCAACCGCCGACCGCAUCUGACAUAAAGCUGCAGGAGAUCCAGGAUGAGGUACCGACAGUGCUGGAUGGCGGCAACUCCAGUGAUGACGCCAUGAGCUUGACCAACACCACGCCCAGUGACAGAUCCGCCGAGCGUAGACCGAAGCAGCGCUUCGAAUGCGAACUCCUCGCAAUGUCCGAUAAUGCCCUGUCCAACGCGGUCAACGUCUCCGUCGCGGCGGACACUCUGACCAGUACUACUCAGGCGCUAGUGCAUCAAAUGGCACAAUAUCGUGAAAUCGAACAGAUGCUGCUAUCGAAGUGCGCUAAUACGGAGCCAGCCGAAGUGGAGCAACAACAAGCAGAGCGCUUCACCAGCUGCCUGGCCGCCUUUCAGCCCAGGCCGGAACUGUCGACGGGCGCCUCUGUAGAUUUGAGUACUGCUAUCGCGCUGGUCAACAAGUAUUGCGCCCGCCUGCCCAGCGAUACCUUCACCAAGCUAACUGCUCUGUGGCGCUGUGCGCGUUCCGUACGACAUGGCGUUAUCCUUUACCAGUACACGUUACGCCUGCCUAUCAAUUCACCACUGAAGCACGACAUUGUUGGUCUUCCAAUGCCAACGCAAACACUGGCACGACGUCUGGCCGCAUUCCAGGCCUGUGUGGAGUUGCAUAAGAUCGGGGAACUGGAUGAUCAGCUGCAACCCAUUGGCAAGGAGGGCUUUCGCGCUCUGGAACCGGACUGGGAGUGCUUCGAACUGGAGCCGGAGGAUGAGCAUAUAGUGCAACAAAACGAUGAACCACGUCCAGGCACCACCAAAAGGCGCCAAUACUAUUAUAAGCGCAUUGCAUCGGAAUUCUGUGAUUGUCGUCCAGUGGCCGGGGCUCCCUGCUAUCUGUACUUUAUUCAGUUAACACUGCAGUGUCCCAUACCCGAGGAGCAAAACACUCGUGGUCGCAAGAUUUAUCCGCCGGAGGAGGCGCGGCAAGGCUUUGGCAUAUUAACACUGAAACGCAUACCUAAGCUGAGCGCUUUUUCCAUAUUUACACGAUCUGGCGAAGUAAAGGUCUCGCUGGAGCUCGCACGCGAGCGAGUUGUGCUAACCGAAGCGCAGAUUAGCUGCAUCAAUGUCUUCCUUAAUUAUACGUUCACAAAUGUGCUACGCCUGCAGAAGUUCCUCAUGCUCUUCGAUCCGGAUUCAACAGAAAAUUGUGUGUUCAUUGUGCCAACGGUAAGAACGGAGCAGGACAGCCGACUUAUAGAUUGGCAAUUUCUGGAGCUGAUACAAGCAACUGGGAACCUGAUGCCUCAGCCAGUGCCGGAUGGAGAACGGCAAGCGCAGCCCUUUGAGGCUCAACGUUUUCAAGAUGCUGUCGUCAUGCCCUGGUACCGAAACCAGGAUCAACCGCAGUACUUCUAUGUUGCAGAGAUCUGUCCUCAUUUAUCGCCGCUCAGCUGCUUUCCGGGCGACAAUUAUCGCACCUUCAAGCAUUAUUAUCUGGUUAAAUAUGGUCUCACCAUACAGAAUGCGGCACAGCCGCUGCUCGACGUGGAUCACACGAGUGCGCGUUUAAAUUUUCUAACGCCACGUUACGUAAAUCGUAAGGGCGUGGCACUGCCAACCAGUUCGGAGGAAACGAAGCGUGCCAAGCGGGAAAAUCUUGAACAGAAGCAGAUUCUAGUGCCUGAACUGUGCACAGUACAUCCGUUUCCGGCGUCCCUAUGGCGCACGGCAGUUUGCCUACCCUGUAUCCUAUACCGCAUCAACGGUCUGCUGCUGGCAGACGAUAUUCGGAAACAGGUCUCUGCCGAUCUUGGCCUGGGGCGACAACAGAUUGACGAUGAGCAAUUUGAGUGGCCCAUGCUAGACUUUGGCUGGAGCCUGUCAGAGGUGUUGAAAAAAUCACGCGAAUCUAAGCAAAAGCCGGACAGCAUGGAGGCUAUCAACAAAGCCGUUGAUGAUUCUGCGCAACAGACGGUGGCUGAGCCGAGCAUUGAGAAGGCCACCAAGAGCGCUAAUGAGCUAGUUAUUGAAGGCGAAGAACAAUUGGGCAAUACGGAUGACUUCAUCGAGAUUGGCACCUGGUCCAAUGACAUGGCUGAUGACAUUGCCAGUUACUCAGAUGGCGAUGAGGAUGAGGAGGAUGAGGACUUUCUGCCUGUGCUACCCGCGAAUGUGAAGUUCUGCGACCAACAGACGCGCUACGGCUCGCCCACUUUCUGGGAUGUGAGCAAGAGCAGCGGAUUUAAUCAGUCAGCAGCGCCUGGACGGAAGCGAACAGGAAAGCCGAAUGGUGGGUCUGGAAUUGGCAAUGCUGCAAAAGAAGAGGGAAAACCCAAUUACGCCUUCUACGACUCGGACAACUCACUUAGCUCUAGCUAUGAUGAUGAGGAGCAUGUGGGACCGAUUUACCAAUACACCUCGGAAGAUGAUGAUACGGAUGACAUCGUUGCCGGUCGCAUUGAGUUCACCUCAAAGAACGAGGCGGAGACCAUCGAAACAGCGCAAGAGAUGGAAAAGCGCCAGAAGCAGCUGUCCAUUAUACAAGCCACCAAUGCCAACGAACGCCAAUACCAGCAGACAAAGAAUCUUCUCAUCGGCUACAAUUUCGAGCAGGCAGAGCACAGAAGCAGUAUCAACUACGAACAGUCCAUUGUGCGCUUCAAAUCAGAGAUUGAGAGCUGCGGCAUGUUGGUACCACACGGCGAAGAACUGGUGCUACAGCGCACUGAAGUUAGCGCAACGAAAGCUGACAAGGAUGGGUCAACUUUGCAGCUGGAACUGCUAAAAGAGUUUUUGCCAUACGUGCCGGAGGAGGAAAUGCUGGCCAAGCUCGCCAGCAAACCGUCACUUCAGCUCUCCGACUUGGUUGAGCUAAACACAACGUGGCUGCAGCAGCACAAGCAUGAAAUUUACAACGUAAUGGGCUGUGGCGAUAGCUUUGAUAACUACAACGAUCACCACCGACUGAACUUAGACAAUAAACAGCUUAGACUGGAGUAUCAACAAGAGUUGGUAAGAAAUUCGGAUUGCACUGCACAUCGAACUGCAAAGCAAAUAACGGGCAGGCCUGAGGGCGCCUUCAGAUUUGAUCAUCAGCCGGAGCUAGUGGGACAUCCUGGACCAAGCCCUAGCAUCAUUUUGCAGGCUCUCACAAUGUCCAAUGCCAACGAUGGCAUCAAUCUGGAGCGCCUGGAGACAAUAGGUGAUUCGUUCCUUAAAUACGCCAUCACCACAUACCUGUACAUCACCUAUGAGAAUGUGCACGAGGGCAAGCUAAGCCAUCUGCGCUCCAAACAGGUGGCCAAUCUCAAUCUGUAUCGGCUGGGGCGACGCAAGCGACUGGGCGAGUAUAUGAUUGCCACAAAAUUUGAGCCGCAUGACAAUUGGCUGCCGCCGUGCUACUAUGUGCCCAAGGAGUUAGAGAAGGCGUUGAUUGAGGCUAAAAUACCAACGCAGCAUUGGAAACUGGUCGAUCUGCUGGAUAUCAAGAAUUUAAGCAGCGUGCAAAUCUGCGAGAUGGUGCGUGAAAAGGCUGAGUCGUUGGGUCUGGCCGGCAACGUGGACCAACCCGCAGCUGCGCAACAGCUGGCACAGAACGCAAACCUAGACGACUCCAACGAGACGACCGAUUUCAGUUGCUUCAUUCCGUACAAUCUGGUUUCGCAGCACAGCAUACCAGACAAAUCCAUAGCCGAUUGUGUGGAGGCGCUUAUUGGCGCCUAUCUAAUCGAGUGUGGGCCGCGCGGAGCGCUACUCUUCAUGGCUUGGCUGGGAGUCCGUGUGCUGCCCUACAAAGUGAAGCCAACAGCAGCAGCCAUUGACCAACGUUUGCCAGGCAGCACCAAGCCAGAUGCGAACAACAUGAUAACAGUAUAUGGGGAUUGGCCAACGCCGCGCAGUCCGCUUCUGCAUUUUGCACCCAAUGCUAACGCCGAGCUGGAGCACUUGCUAAGUGGGUUUGAGGAGUUCGAGACCAACCUAGGCUAUACAUUUAGCGAUCGUUCCUAUUUACUGCAGGCCAUGACGCAUGCCAGUUACACGCCCAACCGUCUGACUGAUUGCUAUCAGCGUCUCGAAUUUCUGGGCGAUGCCGUAUUGGACUAUUUGAUAACACGACAUCUAUAUGAAGAUCCACGCCAACACUCGCCAGGUGCUUUAACCGAUCUGCGAUCGGCGCUAGUGAAUAAUACGAUAUUCGCGUCAUUGGCCGUGCGGCAUGGCUUCCAUAAGUAUUUUCGCCAUCUGUCACCUGGACUAAACGAUGUCAUCGAUCGCUUUGUGCGCAUUCAGCAGGAAAAUGGACAUAGCAUAAGUGAAGAGUACUAUUUGCUUUCUGAGGAGGAGUGCGAUGAUGCUGAGGAUGUUGAGGUACCCAAGGCUUUAGGUGAUGUAUUCGAAUCAAUUGCCGGUGCCAUUUUUCUCGACUCGAAUAUGUCGCUAGAUGUGGUGUGGCAGGUCUAUAGCAAUAUGAUGAAGCCCGAGAUCGAGCAAUUUAGCAAUUCUGUGCCAAAAUCACCCAUACGAGAGCUGCUCGAACUGGAACCGGAGACGGCCAAGUUCGGAAAGCCCGAGAAGUUGGCCGAUGGUCGUCGCGUACGCGUCACUGUUGAUGUCUUCUGCAAGGGCACAUUCCGUGGCAUUGGACGCAACUACCGGAUAGCCAAAUGUACAGCUGCCAAAUGUGCACUGCGACAGCUGAAGAAGCAGGGCCUGAUAGCCAAAAAAGACUAGAGAUAUGGCGCUGUGUUGUGAAUAACUUUAGUUAUAGGUACCCACAAUGUACAUAUAUACUGCAUAAAUGCUCCAAUAAUAAUAAUAAUAAUAAUAUUUUAAAUAAAAAAUGCUGCAAAAUUGCAAAA
Drosophila montana is the source of this 6987-nucleotide messenger RNA. RefSeq names its product Endoribonuclease Dcr-1 (gene Dcr-1). Bases 110 to 6859 code for a protein of 2249 amino acids. Lineage: Eukaryota; Metazoa; Arthropoda; Insecta; Diptera; Drosophilidae. Gene Ontology annotation, molecular function: protein binding; ribonuclease III activity; RNA binding. The record is from RefSeq and is a predicted model, not a curated record. Gene Ontology annotation, cellular component: RISC complex; nucleus; cytoplasm. Gene Ontology annotation, biological process: pre-miRNA processing; siRNA processing; apoptotic DNA fragmentation. The transcript has 6 exons.